GGAAAUGAAAGGGAGCUCGGAAUUGGAAACCCAGAAAACAAAAAAAAAAACAAAAAACAAAAACCAAAUAAAUUAAGAUGGAGAAGGCUAAGGAGUUUCUAAAACUGAGUUCGGAAGAAUCGGAGAGCGUGUCGCGACUCACCAUCCAUCCUCACCGAGUCGGCCAGGAAUCGAGUUUCUACGAGGACUUUGCCACCCGAGGCAUCCGGGUUGACCGGGUCGAACCCGGCUUCGUGGCCUGUACUUUCAGGGUCCCCCCUCGCCUCACUGAUAGGACCGGAAAGUUGGCUUCAGGUGCAAUUGCAAAUCUUGUAGAUAUAGUUGGCGGUUGUGUAGUCCAUGUAGAGGGUCUCCCCCUUAAUGUUUCAGUGGACAUAUCGAUCUCAUUUCUUUCAACUGCGAGGCCUGAUGAUGAGUUAGAAAUUACCUCAAGGGCUUUAGGACAGAGAGGUGGUUACUUUGGAACAGUCGUGGUUAUAAGGAACAAAACUACAGGGGAGAUUAUUGCUGAAGGACGCCAUUCAUUGUUUGGUAAACAUUACAGCAAACUCUAAGCUCUGGAUCCAUUUCACAUCAGUGUUAUGAAAGUUGAAAAAUGUGUUAGCGUGUUUUUAUGUUGUGGGCUAACAUAGUCAUUGUCUUAUGUAUUUAAUAAAACAUGGAUUAGUUGGAGUGUAUUUUAUGACACAAUAAUAGAUAGCGAUCACCACAUUGUUAA
This is a messenger RNA of Quercus robur (English oak), 718 nucleotides long. RefSeq lists its product as uncharacterized. The record is from RefSeq and is a predicted model, not a curated record. NCBI's taxonomy places the organism in Eukaryota, Viridiplantae, Streptophyta, Magnoliopsida, Fagales, Fagaceae. Bases 78 to 554 code for a protein of 158 amino acids. The transcript is spliced from 3 exons. Gene Ontology annotation, molecular function: fatty acyl-CoA hydrolase activity.